Onychostoma macrolepis is the source of this 2302-nucleotide messenger RNA. RefSeq names its product translocation associated membrane protein 1 (gene tram1). Gene Ontology annotation, biological process: protein insertion into ER membrane; SRP-dependent cotranslational protein targeting to membrane, translocation. Gene Ontology annotation, cellular component: endoplasmic reticulum membrane. The coding region runs from base 118 to 1227 and encodes 369 amino acids. The transcript has 11 exons. The record is from RefSeq and is a predicted model, not a curated record. NCBI's taxonomy places the organism in Eukaryota, Metazoa, Chordata, Actinopteri, Cypriniformes, Cyprinidae.
AUGGAAGAAGAAAGACAGAAGUAGGCGUUAAGACUGACGUGCCUGCUAGAUAACAAUAGUGAAGACGUGUUCCUCACUCACGCGCACUCACCAAAAGUUCUCUCAACGUCCACCGAGAUGGGAAUCCGAAAAAAGAACAACAAGAACCCACCGGUGCUCAGCCACGAGUUUGUGAUCCAGAACCAUGCGGAUAUUGUGUCUUGUGUUGCUAUGGUGUUUCUGCUGGGUCUCAUGUUUGAGAUUACAUCAAAGGUAGCGGUUUUGUUCAUAACCGUGCAAUACAAUGUAACGAUUCCAGCAAAUGGAGGUCCAGAGGAAACAGCAGUGAAUUACUUCCAUUACGGUUUGAAAGAUAUGGCCACCGUCUUCUUCUACAUGUUAGUUGCCAUUAUCAUGCACGCCAUUAUUCAGGAAUACGUGCUAGAUAAAAUCAACAGGAAGAUGCACUUCUCCAAAACCAAGCACAGCAAGUUCAAUGAGUCGGGUCAGCUGAGUGCCUUCUACCUCUUCUCCUGCCUGUGGGGAGCUAGCAUUCUUGUUUCUGAGAACUUCCUGUCCAAUCCUGUCAGCCUUUGGGACGGUUACCCGCACACUCUUAUGCCGUUCCAGUUGAAGUUCUACUACAUCUGUCAGCUUGGUUACUGGCUUCAUGCUAUCCCUGAGCUCUACUUCCAGAAGACCAAGAAAGAGGACAUUCCUCGUCAGCUUGUUUAUAUCAGCCUUUACCUGGUCCACAUCACAGGAGCCUACGUUCUGAAUCUGAACCGGUUGGGCCUGGUGUUGCUGGUUCUGCAUUACUUUGUUGAGCUCCUCUUCCAUGUAUCCCGACUCAUUUACUUCAGCAAUGAAGACAGACAGACCGGGUUUACAGUGUGGGCUGUUCUGUUUGUGCUGGGCCGGUUGUUGACUCUUUCCCUGUCUGUUCUCACUGUGGGCUUUGGGCUGGCCGGAGCAGAGAAACAGGGUCUGAACCUCGCAGAGGGAAGCUUUAAUGUCCUAGUUGUUCGGGUGACUGUCCUGGCUGCAAUAUGCACCACUCAGGCUUUUAUGAUGUGGAAAUUUAUCAACUUCCAGCUGCGACGAUGGAGAGAACAUGCACAGACUCAGACCUUAAAGAAGAAAUCAUCCUCUUCUAAGAGCAAAUCAAAGAAAGCCAAUGGUGUGAACGGAUCUGUUGGUGCCAGUGGAGCAGAUUCCCCAAGAUCGAGGAAAGAGAAGUCAUCAUAAAGUGCUCUUGGUCCCAACUUUUGCCCUGGCUGAAAUCAGUCUGAUCAUUCCUCUCCCUCCUAUGUGUCCCACAGUUUAUUUGUAGCCCCUUUUCCCUUUCCCCUCUUGUUUAUCUGAGAAAAAAAAAAAACACAAAAAAAACUUGCAAUAUGGCAACUUCCUCAUCCUGCUCCUUGUGCCUGUAGGAUGCUGAAUAUAUUUCAUGAAGCCAUCCAACUAUAAUGUCUCUUUGCAAGAAGGGCUUAAAAGAAAAAGAAAAAGAAAAGUGGCUUUGGGGGAUUUUGGUGGGGUUCUUUUUAUCCCCCCCUACAUUUGUUUCCUUAUUCUGAAGGUCCAUAUGCUCUUUGCUUUAUGCUGCAAUCCAAAUCUAUGAUCCAGCCAUACCUACAAAGAAAACAUGAAAGCUGUGGGGGAAAAUGUAACUUAUUUUUACAAGUGCCUAACCAUGCAUAAUUUUGACAGAUCAGAGAGGAAUAAUUCAGUAUUUUAACAUGAGUUUGAAAUCAGGGUUGUAUUUAAAGUUCUCUGGAGGCUCAGAUUUUGUUGAUUCUAUCCUAUGCAUUUAGAACUACGUCUAAAGUCUCUUCAUUUGUAUUGUUGUAAAAACACAUUGUCACAUUUUUUUUAUUUUCAUUAGAAAAAGGAUCACAAUCAAAAUGUUCAUUUGAUGCCUUUUUUUAAUGAAUUCCAUUUGUUGUACUGUGCUACAUAAUUGGUCAAGGUAUGCAAAAAGUAUAAUGCGCCACAAAUUUUGUUAAAUUAGCAAAGGAUGAUGAACUAAAGCUGUAUGCUUUUGAUUUGUCAGUAGAUUAUACCUUUUGUUCUUGAACUUGGCAAAUUGCUGUUCGGUGUUGAUAACUUAUGAAAAUGUCAAAUCACAAGUGUCAUUCCAGUGAGAGUGUGGAAAAGUUCUCAGAAAUCAUUUUCAUAGAUUGUUUUUAUUUAAGAACAACAGUACAUAGAGAAUGAAGUUCAAUAAAAAAGCAUUAUCAUCUCACAUUUCUUUUACCCAAGUACACAACCAAUGAGAAAGACAACCAGUGAAUACAUUAAUUAAAAUGUUGUUUUCACAGUA